AAAAUUGAAUGAACAGUUACAGGCAACGGCAGCUAUAUGAUCAUAUCGGAAAUGCUACCAGAACUGCUGUUUUCGGUUGGAGGUGGCAUGCAAGACUUCUCGAAGGAUGAUCUAGGAUUGCUGGGUUCUAGUGGCGUCAGUCACGAAAAAGACACUCUCGUACAUACGCACGCACAGCACGAUCAUCACAACGCCGUUCACCAGAGUCAUUUGAGUUCAACCGGAAGCGGACACUCGGUGGGCCUUGUAGUGGAUGAGAUUAAGCUAACGCACAUACCGGAUCUACUGGAACCGGGCGAUGGUGGCAAGUUGGAAGAAUCAGAUCGUGACUUAUAUCCCUGGCAUACUGGAGCUACCAUUGGGAGUAGGUUUCUGCGCAGUUCAGAUGAUCCGUUGAUCUCCGGUGGUACCAACGAUAAUCCGCACGAUAAUGAGCUUAGUGUGCCCACGGUCAGCCAGUCUAUGUGUCCGUCGCCAAUCACACCACCACCACCAGCCAAACAUCGUCACCCGAGCGUCAUCCUAUCACCGGUCGACCUGCCGGACGCGACCCUCUCACCCUUACCGACACCACCGAAGGUCGUCGGCCCGAAGGAGCAACCGCAAAAGCGCACCAACGGUGCUCCUAGGGCGCGCCGAAAGGGACCGCUCAAGCUGCGGUUCCACCACCAGGCACUGCCCCAGGAAUAUCUCGACCACUAUGAGGCAACGCAAAACAAUCUGCAAACCAAGAGGGAUAAUCCAGUGCCUGCAUCGUCCAAUCAAUCGAAACCAUCGUCACAGCGGCAGCUGGCGAAAGCAAACCACACCACGGCACACACAUCAAGGAAGGGAAUGAUGGAACGGCAAGCCGCCCUAGAGCGUGAGGAACGUACGAACGAAUCGGUACGGAGCUGGCUGCAGAAGAUACUGGAGCUGCAAAAGGAAGGUGUGUCAAUGGCACCGCUCAAGGAAGAGAUAGUGCCACCGUCCCAGACCUCGCCGUGCAGUGUGGUGAGCGAUGGUGCCACCAGCAAUCAGAACGGUGUGCAGCAGAAAAGGAUCGUAAGCUACACGGAUCUACCGUACAUGGGGGAAAUAACGCUCGAGAACUCGAAACCGAGACGUGGAAGAAAGCCAAAAAAGGCCGAUAUUUGUCACUUGAUCUACAAGAACUAUGGCACCAUUCUCCCGGGCACUCCUAGCCGAGAGCUUGGGCUGGAGAAAGGGAUGCUACCGAAGGGAUGUUCAAAGUCUGUCGCUAGCCUCCUCGAGCGACGUCUCACGUCGUCCGAUGAGAGGAAACAGUUGUGUGUUGGGGACAGCAAACCACUAGACGCAUUGGAACUGGUUGCAAGCAAAGGACGACGGAAAGAGGAACCCUUAAAUCUGUGUGUCCGUGAUUCGGGUGGCAAUGUCCUACCGGCGCCCGGUGGAGAAACGUUUAGUGUUUCUAGCUCCGAAGAAGAUCCCGAUGAGGUGUUUGCAUCGUCGUGUCCAACGCCCAUAAUUACUCCAUCGGACAUUUACACCGAUCAAGCGCUGGCUGCCAACAUGAAGCUCUCACUGCCAACUUUGCAAUCAUCAGCGGGAAGUACAACGGAGACACCGUCAACCGCUGAAACUCCACCCGGAUGCACGUACUGGUCUUCCAGUGCGAAUGGUCUAUUUGCUCAUCCAAUAUCGAUGUACAAAUCGGCAUCCUCGGUCCCCUCUGGGGAAGUUCACAGUAAGCUUCCGGAAGAUCACUUGAGUAGAGAUAGUCGCCCGGUACCCCCUUCCUCGAGCGCAUCGUCUCCUCCGAACUCUCCGGAUGCUGCGAAGGCUAAUCAUCAGCUGCAUCCUCUGCUUGUUCCGAAGCACAUAUCGCAGCUGAUCAAGCACGAUAAGCAAUCGUCACCUACUAGCACCGGAUCAGCAGCAGGACAGCGAUCUCCCCCGGCACAGAAACGGAAACGAUCGGCCAUUUUUAUCCCACCGGUCCCGGCAGAGAACAGUCCCAAUCCGGCGACGGAGGUGAGCAUCUGUAAGUUUAAGUUCACCGGCGGUGCCAAACCAUGUCUGCAGGAGAAGAAGAUACUGAGCGUUGAUUCGGGUGGUAACUUCCGAUACUACUCCGGCACGGGCGAUAAAUCGAUGCGUGGCUAUGAGUUUUUCCCGCGCGAAAGUCUUCAGCAGAGCAGCAUCAAUGCCACCAGCACUACGGGUGCUUUUUUGAAUGCAUCCGGUGAACGGAUUGCCUGUGACCUUCCACCUCCUUCGCUCGGGUUAAGUAACGAUCUGCUUCAAAUACCGGAGUUCCCAACAUCACCCCAACCGUGCGGAUCACUGCCAGGAGAUCCAUCAUCGCCGGUUCCAUGCAAUGGGAACCAACCGUACCGGAUGAACGUGGCCAACAGUGCGGCCGAUAGAAGGCGCCGGAAAACUCGUCGUGCAACGCAGCGUGAGUCGCUGGAAAAGACGUUCAAGGAAAAGGGAUUCCUCAUCCAAACGCAACAGCUCCAAUCGGCCGAAGGUGCGACCUACUGUAAAUUUAGACAAUUACGCAAAUUUACCCGCUAUCUCUUCCGAAGCUGGAAAGACUAUCUGCCCGGAGAGCUGCAGCAGCAGCAACAACAAUCGCCGGAGCAACAGACACACCCGCUACCGGAUGGAGAGCUUACUAACAUGACACUGCCAGCUCGGGAGGAUCACACGAUCGACGAAGAGUCCUUGCUUGCUUCCUCAACCAGCAGCGCUCAGCGAAUGGACACGGUGGAGGUUUGUGAGAAUGGCAAUUCACCGAAUAGGGCACCAUCGAGGACAUAUCAUCGCUUACCAGGACGAAAUCAUGAGUCUUCUGCUAGCGUUACAGCGCAGCAGGUCGUCCAUUCCGAAACGCUGGUGAUCGAUUCCACCUACCAUCGACACGGAACUUCCUCACCGGUGGUCAACUAUCGCCGUCAUGCGGAUGAAGCGAAAAGCGUUCUGCCUUAG
Molecule: messenger RNA, 2955 nt
Organism: Anopheles maculipalpis
Lineage: Eukaryota; Metazoa; Arthropoda; Insecta; Diptera; Culicidae
Exons: 3
Coding region: 37-2955 (972 amino acids)
Source: RefSeq, a predicted model, not a curated record